This is a messenger RNA of Clarias gariepinus (North African catfish), 2576 nucleotides long. Its product is annotated as mediator of RNA polymerase II transcription subunit 26-like. Gene Ontology annotation, biological process: positive regulation of gene expression; regulation of transcription by RNA polymerase II. The record is from RefSeq and is a predicted model, not a curated record. Bases 221 to 1855 code for a protein of 544 amino acids. NCBI's taxonomy places the organism in Eukaryota, Metazoa, Chordata, Actinopteri, Siluriformes, Clariidae. Gene Ontology annotation, molecular function: transcription coregulator activity. Gene Ontology annotation, cellular component: nucleus; core mediator complex; mediator complex. The transcript is spliced from 3 exons.
AGAGACAGACACAGAGAGACAGAGAGCGCUUCAUAGCGACAGGCGUGCGAGAGCUGAAAUGUGUCCUUUUGUUAACUUUUGCUCUAUUUAAUCACCGAGCUUCGAGCAGACGGAUAUUCCGUGAUGGACUGCACACGGUUGAAUCUGUCACGGAUCAGAUUUUGAGCUGUUAAAUAGACUUCGGUGCGGUAGCCGCUGUGGCGAGUCUGACUGCAGGACCAUGGCAACGGCGUCGCUACCGGUAACCGCGCAGCAAAUCAGAGAGCGGCUGCUUCAGGCGACGGACGCGCACAGCAACAUCAGCAAUAUGGUGGCUGUGUUGGAUGUGAUCUCCAUCCUAGAGAAGUACCCCAUCACAAAGGAAGCACUUGAGGAAACUCGGCUUGGAAAGUUGAUAAAUGACUUAAGAAAGAAGACCAGGGAUGAGGAUCUGGCAAAGCGUGCAAAGAAGCUCCUGCGCAACUGGCAGAAGCUCAUUGACCCACAGCAGGCUGAAGAUCUGCCAAAGGAACCUUCAAGCACUAUUGGCUCUGUUGUGGGAUCCAACCAGUCUCAGUUAUUGCCUGUUUCUAAAUCACCUCAGACUGUAGCAGAUAAUGAGAAGAAGCUUGUUUUAAAGAGUGUUUACUGUCCAAGCACUGAAAAGUUCAAUCCUAUGAAACACAUGUGUAAGAAAAAAGUGGAAAAGAACAUCCCAGAAUUUAAUGGCACAAAAAGAUCUGCACUGUCAACAUCUAGUAGAAGCAGUGAUGGUCCAGAUAAUCUUCAAAUACGCACCAGUUCUCUCAAACCUCACUUUUCUUCUCCUGAACUCAGCAAAGAACCCGCUGCAUCUCCAGUCUUCAGAAAAUCAGUGUUACAACAGCAGGGACAAAGAAGCGUAACUGCUGUAGAGAGAGUGAAGCACAAAUCCCAUAGUCACUACACCAGCCCGACUCCUAGACCAGUGAAGAAGUUAGUACCAAACAAGCAGCCAACAUCAUUUCCUUCUGUUGACUCUGAGGCUCUUUCUACAAAGCCAUUACACAUUUCCAUCCAAAGUAUGCACACAGAAUGUCAUCAGUCAAAAGACCUUUCAAACCCAGAUCACGACUCGCUCCCAAACAACGAGAGGACGCUCGAAGAAAUAAAUAACUUGCAAAACAAGUCUAAAGCAUUAGCACGUCUUCAGCCAGGUUUACUCAGCGAGGUUACCAAUACAGAAACAGAAAAAGAUGUCAAAACCACAGGCGGCAAGAGGAGAAAGCCUCAGUUUAGAGAUUCCACCAUCAACAUGGCAGGACAUUCAUCAGAUGACGUGUGUAAACCAGCUCGAGUAAAAAAUCGCAAAUUAACCUUUGAUCCACUCACACAACAAAUUAGACCUUCAGCAGCGAAUCAGAGUGAGGAGCAAAACAGUCCAGUGGUAGAUAUUAAUGAGCACGUGAACCUGAAGCAAAGCCCUUCUGCAUUGUCACCCAGCACAUUGCACAAGAUGAACUGGAAGGAUAUGUCGCAAAAUGAAAUAGUCAAAUAUUACCUGAACUUCCAAAACAAUUUGUUAAAAACCUCCGGAAGUCAAGUCUUGGGUGCGCACUUUUUUAUGAAUGAUUACUUGAAAUAUGAAGAUGACAAUUUAAGAGCAGCUAGCAAAACCUGUCUCCAGGCACAAAAUGUUUCAGAGACUAAUUUGCCAGGAAUAGACCGAGACGUCACAAUACAGGACGUCAACAAAAUAAACAACAAGCACUGGCCCGGGGUUAACGGCUGCUACGACAGCAAAGGCCACUGGUAUGGCUGGACAGACUGCAUUUCUUUAGACACGUAUGGGGACGGAAGUAAACUUAACAUCCUGCCAUAUGUUUGUAUUGACUGAAAACAGUAUAAAAUAAAUAAAUUGUCUCUGGAUCUUACAUGAUAUUUAUAGCUACAUUCACGUUAUUACGUUACCUCUCUCAAUUUAGAUAAAAAAAAAAUCCUAAUUUAACACGGAUGUUAAGGCAUAAGGCAUUUCGUAUGUGAUUCUAGUUAUUGGGUAAAUAUAAUCAUGCAACAUCCAGAUAAAAAUAACAUGCGACAUGUCAAUUUCUUUUUUCUUUUGCGAAUGCGUCAGUCAGCACCAGCAGUGUAGGGAUUUCAUAGUGCUAGCAAUAGCUACUAAAACAGUUGGAUUUCUUCCUUCUUCUGUGCCUCCGCAAAUACAGCCAACUAACUGCUUGCCGUCAUCCAGAGCAGAUUCCCAGGCAUAUGUUUUCUAAAAUUGCACCCAUUGAAAUGAACGAGUGCUCGCACAACCGCCUGAAGUAUUUUAACCCAGAUGGCACGAGUAAAGACGUAUCGUUUCAGAUGACAGACUCGUCUGCAUUAGAGUCGGAUAAAAGUCAUUCGUUAUUAUGGAUGUGAUCCGUCAUAACCUGCAAAUCUAAUCUGAUCAAAGGAAUCUGAAUUGAUCAACGUGACUUGUAAUGUGUGUGAACUUAGCCAAGGCAUGUUCCAAAUGUGUUUGUGUAAUAAUUGCUUUAUAAUAUUUUGUAUCUAUUUAUAAAUUCUUUUGGUUUUGGAUGAUAAGAGGAAAUUAAAAAAAAUGUAGAGCACGA